Messenger RNA from Adineta steineri, 2760 nucleotides. The record is from the annotation of a GenBank genome assembly. Lineage: Eukaryota; Metazoa; Rotifera; Eurotatoria; Adinetida; Adinetidae.
AUGAAACACCGUUUACGUUAUGCUUUGAAUUCUAGUAACAACAAUUUAAAACUUUUCAAUAUGGUUAAUGAAUGUAUGAAUUACAUAUCUUCUGCUAUACAUGAAAAUAUAUAUUUUAUAAUCUCUGGUGAAUUUGGUGAACAAAUUGUACCACAGAUUUAUCAAUGUCCACAAAUUAUUUCGAUUUAUAUUUUUUGUAUUGAUAAAGAAAAACAUGAAAAAUGGAGCAAUAAUUACAAUACAAAAAUUUCCGGAGUUUUCGUUGAUAAAUCUUUGCUUUUUAAAACGCUUGGGCAUGAUGUACAACUACGUAUUGAGAACUCACUAGCAAUGAGCGUAUUUAGCAUUGAUGAUAUCAAACAAAAUUCUGUUCGUGACUUAAAUAGAGACAAUGCGACUUUUUUAUGGUUUCAGUUACUUAUUGAUACUCUUAUUAUUAUUCCUUGUGAUUCGAAUGCUAAGAAUGAAAUGCUAGAUGAAUGUCGUCUACAAUAUCAGAAUGACGAUAAAGAAUUGGCAAAAAUUAAUACUUUCGAGGCCGAAUACACUGCUGCUAACGCACUUCGCUGGUAUACGACUGAUUGUUUUCUUUAUCGUUUACUGAACAAAGCAUUUCGCACAGAAGACAUUGACAUUAUAUUUAAAUUUCGAUUUUAUAUUAUAGAUCUCUACAAUAAUCUAUCUGAGUUGUAUAAUGAAUGGAGAAGACAAUACGUUGGUCCUAGAAAAUUAACAGUCUAUCGUGGUCAACGUUUGUCAUCUGAUGAGUUAAAUCAAAUAGAAAACAGUAGCGGCAAAUUAAUCUCAAUUAAUACAUUUUUUUCAACAACAACAGACUCAGCUAUGGCUUAUGCAUUCUCCGGCGCUGAUGAUUCACGCUCAGAAAGAGGUUUUGAAUCAGUUAUGUUCCAGAUCGAAAUUGAUGUAGAAAUAACAACGAAGCCAUUUGCCAAUAUUAAAGAUUUUAGUUCUAUGAAACAUGAAGAUGAAACAUUAUUUUCGAUGGGAACUGUAUUUCGUGUCGAAGAUGUUACGCGUUUUACGACUGCAUCACUCAUUGUUUUGUCAUUAAGCAAUGAAGAAGAUGAAGAAUUGAAAAAGUUAAUUGAUCAUUAUAGACAGCAAGACAACGAUGAAAAAACAGCUUCUCAAGAACAUCUCGGAAUUCCGCAGCAAACUAAGAAUGAAAAUACAUUAAGUCUCUUUGGUGAUCUAUUAAAAAGAACCGGCGAUUUUGAACGGGCCGAGAAAUAUUAUAGAAUUAGACUUGGUCAACUGCAAAAUAAUGAUACACAUAUUCCUUUGAUAUAUAUGCUUAUUGCGGGGACACAUGUUCAACGAGGUCAGUUUAUUCAAGCACUUGAUCACCAGUAUAUAGCGCUUGAUAUCAUUACCAAACAGGAUCCAUCCAAUAUUCUUUUUUCUGCUCAUGCAUGCAUACAGCUUAGCAGUACACUGCUUUCCUUGGGUAGGUUGGAUGAAGCAAUCGAAUAUCGAUUAAAAGCAAUAGACUUCUACGCAGAAAUUUUUAUACCACAACAUUCUAUACUAGCUGAGCAAUAUAUUGAACUGGCUCGAAUAUAUUGUUAUCGAGGUAAUUAUUCAAUAGCACUCAAUACACUUUUUAAAGCUCGUGACAUUCUUAGAAAUGAUGCAAAACAACUUGAGCCUAGAAAAUACUUUCAAUGGCAUUCAGCUCUACAUGAAGGAUUAGGCGAAGUAUAUUAUGCUAUGGCUAAUCAUGAUAAAGCCAUUUUAAAUUAUCAGAUAGCAGCUGAAAAUUUAUUGAAAUAUGUACCUGAAAACGACACUCCUUUACUAGAAGCUUAUCGCAAUAUAGGGGAGAUUUAUCGUGACAAAACCGAUUAUGACAAAGCAUUACAUUAUCAAGAACAAGCGCUUGUAAUUGCUAAUAAAACUCUUCCACGAAAUCAUCCUAUGCGUGCAAAAUAUCUGAUCGCAGUGGCUUUAACAAAUGAAUGUAAAGGUGAUUUAGAGAAAUCCUUAAAAUAUUUAGAAGAGGCCAAGGAUCUAAUAAACGAAACAAGACAAACAAAUCAUCCAAUAUUAGCUUGGAUUUAUCACAAUAUUGGUAGUAUUUAUAAAAAGAAAAAAAAAUUACAACAAGCAUUAGAAUAUGAGCUCAAAGCUUUAUAUAUACGACAAAUAUCGCUUUCACCAAAUCAUAAAGACAUAGUAUGCAGUUAUUUUGCUUUGGGAGAACUUUAUCUAGAUAUAAACAAUGAUAAAGAAGCAUUAAGAAAUUUUGAAAAAGCUGCCGAUGCCUUUACGGAAGCUGGAAUCGCAAAAAACUAUCAACAGAUACAAACAUUCGUACACAUGGCCUGUAUCCAUUUUAAAUAUAAUAAUUUCACUGAAGCAAUUCAAAAUUAUGAAAAUGCAUUGAGUCAUAUGUUUGAGCCAAAUGUUGAAUUGGAAGCUAAACUAUGGAGAGCUAUGGGUGCAGUUUAUAGUAAAAAAGGAAAUCGUUAUAAUGCAGCAUUAGUACAUUUUACAAUUGCACUUAAUAAACGAGAACAACAUUUGUCACAAAAUCGGUUGAAGAUUGCAGAAAUUUAUUUUCAAAUUGGAACACUACAUCAGGCUUUCAAUAAACCACAUCUGGCGUUGAAAAAUUACGAAACAUCAUUAGAAAUUGCUUCUAAAAUUUCACCGGCGCCAGCUGCAGCUAUUCUGCAAAUAACGAAUGCUAUUGAGCGAGUUAGUGCUCUUGUGACCGAGGAUAAUAAUAAUGACUAG